AUGGCGAUGGAUCCCCUAAGCAGGAUGCUUAACUCCAUGUUUCCCAAACUCGAAAUUAGUCGGGAAGAUCCCAAUAUGUUGACAUACUCCACCAAUCAUUUCUUCUUUAUUGACGAUCUGAAAAUAGUUGCCCUCAAAGAAGAUGUGUUAGUCAAAAUGAUGGAGGCUGUUAAUGGAUUUUUUGAAAGUGUCGGCCUAGAGAUGAAUUCCGAAAAAUCAGCAUCUAAUGUGGAAUCUUUAUCAUGCUGUGAGACUGUCGAUGGAAUCAACGGAUAUCGCUACUUGGGUGUACUUGAAGAUGGCGGAAGUAAUGUUCUCAAGAAUAAAGUUAUGGACUCCAUAUUGGAGAAUGUCAAGAAGAGAUAA
Molecule: messenger RNA, 366 nt
Organism: Octopus sinensis (East Asian common octopus)
Lineage: Eukaryota; Metazoa; Mollusca; Cephalopoda; Octopoda; Octopodidae
Exons: 1
Coding region: 1-366 (121 amino acids)
Source: RefSeq, a predicted model, not a curated record